Oncorhynchus keta (chum salmon) is the source of this 2909-nucleotide messenger RNA. RefSeq lists its product as uncharacterized. Lineage: Eukaryota; Metazoa; Chordata; Actinopteri; Salmoniformes; Salmonidae. The transcript has 5 exons. The coding region runs from base 452 to 1321 and encodes 289 amino acids. The record is from RefSeq and is a predicted model, not a curated record.
ACUUGUACAGUUGCAACAUACAGAGAGAUGGUUUCAGAGGGGAAAUGCUCAUGUUUCUAAUGGGAGGAUAUGAAGCACACUUUGAUUGAUAGCUAUAGAUGACAAAUGGAUAUCUGAGAGGUAUGCCACCACAACUAGCAAAUAAAGUUAUUAUGUAAUUAAUGGUAUCAUACUAAAGGGCUAUGCUAAAUUAUCAAGAAAGAAAAGUCAACUACAGUGUAUCAAGAGCCGUAGCAGCCGUGGCGGAGCAUGCCGCACCACAUACAGCCAAGCGAAUGAAAGAACCCGAGGACUCUAAAACAAGUGAGAUGAGACAAGUUCCUCUGAUUUCAACACUAAAGGUAAUUUAUUAACAAACCCAAAUUCCUGCUUGGCUGACCAACAGACUAAAAGCAAACGCCUAGCAUAGCAUAGCAGCCUGAUGGCCAUAGCAGAGGACUAGUAGUGGAGUAUGGGCUCUACAGGCUCCAGGUCCAGGCUCAGUCAGGUGGCCCCAUGUCACAGUCAGACAGAGGGAGACCUGGACCAGCAGGCCAGUCAUCCCACUUCACAAUGGACCAUCCCUGCCAUACCAACCCCACUGGAGCAACAACAUCAGCCGCUGGGACAUAGGAGGACUACCCAGCUGCCCCCACUGAAACUGGAAAACCCUGCAACCUUCCCACCGCUAUCUACAGCCUCCCACAAAGUCACAUCAUUCAGCAUCAUUCAUCCUCAGCCACCACGGAGACUACAGGGCAGGGACCGGAGAGAUGGGGGUGUCCUCCACUUUUCUACACCCAGCCAGGGGGCACACGGUGGCACCGGCUGCCAGCCGCAGGGAGGUCUCCUGGAGGCACAGAUGGUCCUCAGUCAACAGGCCCAGCAGAGACAGAGAGCCCAGCAGAGACAAGUCAGAGAACAGCGGGAGCACGAGAGGAUCUUCUAUACAGAUAAUUUUGGAGCACCAAGCAUACAGACACUGCAUCUGCUGAACAGGCCGACGCUAGGGGACAUAUUUUGGGAUUGGAUGACAGGAGAGAGCCUUGCCCUCAGGGAGAUCCUCCAACAAAGACCCCUUCCCCCAGAGCAAGGAGAGAGACAACAGUACCAGCCUGGACCACAACCACUGCGCCUGUGUCGGGAUGAGGAGCUGAUCAACAGAGACUUGGCAUGGGGAGGCCUCAGGAGUCCUCACCAGAAAACCAAUACUCUCACAGACAGAGGGAGGGGUGAUGGAUGGUGGACCGACUUUGAGGAAAACCUUACCUUGGAUGCUGGACUGGAAGACAGAGAAACAAGGAGAUCCAGUUCCCAAACACUUGAACUCUUUAGGGGAUAGUGAGAGGGCUAGUAGGUGGGACAUGAGGCCCAGGCCUCUGAUAGACUGGCAGAGGUGGGACAUUGGUUGAAUCAACAUUGUUCCACAUCAUUUCAAUAAAAUUACGUUCAACCAUCAUGGAAUAGACGUUGAAUUGACGUCUGUGCCCAGUGGGCUAUAUCAUGUGGAGAGCGUGAUUUGGGAACCUGAACUGGACUAGGAGCUGUUUAUGAGGUUUAGUAAUCUGGAUUAAACUGGAUCUCCAAUCUCAUGUUGCAAAAUGCUAAUGAACUUUUCAUGGACACUUUAUUUAGAAAAAGAUGAAAAUGUAUCUAAUUUAUUUGGCAAGAAUUACAGUGGCAAGAAAAUGUGAAUCCUUUGGAAUUACCAGGAUUUCUGCAUAAAUUGUUCAUAAAAUUUGAUCUGAUCUUUAAAAAAUAAACAUGUAACCUUUCUCUAUUUAUAGACAAUUUGUCUUAACGUGGACUGAUGAACAUCAAGGCUUUUAGAGAUACUUCUGUAACCCUUUCCAGCUUUAUGCAACGAUUCAUAAUUUUAAGUCUUCUGAGAUCUCUUUCGUUCGAGGCGUGGUUCACAUCAGGCAAUGCUUCUUGUGAAUAGCAAACUCAAAUUUUGUGAGUAUUUUUUAUAGGGUAGGGCAGCUCUAAUCAACAUCUCCAAUCUCGUCUCACUGAUUGGACUCAAGGUUAGCUGACCUUUGACUCCAACUAGCUUUUGGAAAAGUCAUUAGCCUAGGGGUUGACAUACUUUUCCCAACCUACACUGUGAAUGUUUAAAUGAUUUAUUCAAUACAGACAAGACAAAUACAAUAAUUUGUGUGUUAUUAGUUUAAACACACUGUGUUUGUCUAUUGUUGUGACUAAGAUGAAGAUCAGAUCAAAUUUCAUAACUAAUUAUGCAGAAAUCCAGGUAAUUCCAAAGAGUUCACAUACUUUUUCUUGCCACUGUAUGUCAUAACCAAAGUAUUUCAGAAAAUGUGUCCACCACCAGUGUUAAACGAUCACCUGAAUGUAUUCAUAGGAUUGUGACUAGCAGCUGGCAUCCUUACCAUGACAAAAUAGAUGUUUUGCUGCUUCUGUGUAGAGCUGUUCUCUCUCACCAGAUAAUUGAUCAUUUUGUCACUGUGGUUAAAAUAAGUCUCGUUGUGGGAACCAUUCUGUUUUGCCAUGCGUCAGUCUCUUAUUCCAAUAUGUUUGAAGCCACAGCAUGGGGCGCCCUCUAGGGAUGAUCGUGAUAAUCCAGGUGUGGAAAGGACUAACGUGCGUAAUGCAACACCAGUGUAAUGUUCACAAGGUGAGAAAGCACAUUCAAAAUAAUACAUUUGUCUUGUGGCAUCUUCAGAGAGAGAUUGCUUUCUUUUCAAUCUUAAAUAAGUCUUAGGAUUACAUGGUAUUGAGAUUUAAGGGUGGCAGGUAGACUAGUGGUUUGAGUGUUGGGCCAGUAACUGAAAAGUUGUGGGAUCAAAUCUCUGUGCUGACAAGGUAAAAAUCUGUCAUUCUGCCCUUGAAUAAAGCAGUUAGCCCACUGUCAUUGUAAAUAAGAAUUUGUUGUUAACUGACUUUUCUAGUUAAAAAAAGAUAGUACUUUU